This is a messenger RNA of Dujonia railenensis, 2373 nucleotides long. Lineage: Eukaryota; Fungi; Ascomycota; Pichiomycetes; Serinales; Debaryomycetaceae. The record is from the annotation of a GenBank genome assembly.
AUGUCACAUCAUAGUUUCCUCUAUGGAGAAGAUGAUAUGAACAUGCCUAAAGACGAAAAUAUAUUUCGUCAGAAUGUGCCGAAGCACAAAGAAUACAAUUAUGGGUAUAAUGAGCCAAAUUUUAGCCAGUAUCAACAAAACCAUGCACCCUAUCAACUGCAGCUGAUAACACUGAUGCAGAACCAACAAAAUAUAUACCCAUCACUUCCACAUCAAGCAGUGGCAUUAGUAGUGCAGCACCCGCAGCAAAAUAUAACACAACUGAUAGAGCAUCACACUCCACUGCAGCACCAGACAUAUUCGAUGCCUCAAAUAGUCCCACAGCAUAAGCAAGUCCCAUUUCUUCAGAGCCAUUUACCCCCUCCUCCAACUCCUGCUCAGGCAUCUCAAGCUCCUCCGCUUGCCCCGCUGCAACAAUAUGGUCAAUGGCCGCAACAAUUCCAGGUUCCCAUUACAAGUCAUGGAAAUGGUAGUAACGUAUCAUACAUGCAACAACCAUAUCCUCCAAACUCCCAGAGUCAGAGUACUGCCGCCAAUUCCGUUCAAAACUCGAGUACUUAUUUCAAUCAGCCUCGAAUGCAACAAGUACAUCAAAGUCAACCAUCUUCCAAUAGCUCGUACCCUAAUCAAUCAUAUAGAUUUCAACAACCACUGCAACAACCCUCAUUCGGAUAUCCUUCCAACUCGAGCUCUGGGACGUCAUCAAGCUCGAUGGGAUCGCUCAACUCUCUUGGAUAUUUGCCUCCCUCGUAUAGUUCAAGUAGUACUAGCCUCAAAUCGGAUCCUGAUUCGGUAAUGCAAUCGUACUACAAGCCAACUAGAACAAAAAGAAAUUCAAGACCUAGAAUCAACAAGAUUCUUGACGGUAAUACUAAACCAGCUUCAACUUCAAACAGUAACAUUUCUACUCUGAUCCUGAAGUCCUCCUCUGUUGAAAAUAAGCGCAUUGACCUAACUUCCACUUCGCUUUGGGGAGUUUUAGGUGAAGUUGCUAUAGAUGAAAUUAGAGUAUCCUUCGCCAAUGCAAUGAAUAUAAAAGAGCCAUAUUCCUCCCUGUCUGACAAGAAUGUGCCUAAAUUAAAAUUAUCAAACCCAUUGGAGUAUAGGCUUUUUGAUAUUUUUAUUCAUAUGUCUUCGAAGGCAAUGGAUCAUUACUUGGGUCAAAAUAUAUUUCAAGAAAUAGUUGCUGAGCUUGCUCUUUAUGAUGAAACAGAGAUGUUGAUUAACCUGAUAAUAUGCUUAUGUGGUAGUAUAUUAAAUAAAGGUGAUCCUAGCUCACUAAGUAAAGACGUACCUACAAGUCACUAUCAGCGAGCAUUGCUGUCCAUUAGGCAUCAUCUAAGCGAAUCAUCAGGAGAAGAUCCAUUGGAUUUGGAUGGCGCAGCUCUCAAAGAAUACAUAAAGCGAAGGGAUGGACUUAUCAAUAGAUGUCUAGUAAGUACAAUAAUACUUUGCUUGUACGAAUUUGAAAAUAAUAAAACCGAAUGUACACAUAUUAAGGGAGCUACUUCAAUCUUGACGACCAUUUUAAUAAGGCAUAGAGAAGGAACCGAACAAAGUUCCUUUGGUGAAUCUAAUUCCAGUUCAAGCAGUUUACUCUCAACUUCAUAUUUUCAUUCAAUCUGUUUUUGGUCGAUAUUUCAAUUAGAUAUUUUGAUAUCAAUUAGAUAUGGUGUUGCUACUAUGUACUCUUACCUGGAUUAUUGGAAGCGCUAUGACAAAUUAUAUUUCGAAAGUUUUGAAAGAAUUCCGUAUCGAAGCUUGAGUCCAGUUCACGAUUACUUCAAUAGAGAUACUGCAAAUUGGUGGAUGCAAAGAGCAUUUAUAGACUUUUCCCUCAUAAAUGAUUUCAAGAACCUGAGAGAUACUAUGAAACAAGAUCCAAACAUUGGUAUCGAUUUAUUCACUAGUUGGCAUAAACUAAAGAAGAGUGUUGAUGAGUAUGAAUCAAAUUUACCUUUGAAUUUAAAACCGACUAUUUAUCAACCUUGUUCACCUUCAAGGCAUUUUCCAGUCAUAUACUUCAAGGAUGAGAAGACUGCGAUUACUACAAUUAUAUAUAAAGUAUCAAGAAUUUUAUUGUAUGAAAGCUUGGUUUUAAAUGCUGAUAAGAGUGAACUUAUGAGGCAGGAGUUGGCUAAAUUCUCUCCUGGAUACAUACAGAAGGUGAUAAAGGAUGCUUGUGGGAUUAUUAAAACUUAUGGAAAUGAUUUCACACUUUGGCCCAUUGGCACAAACAUAGUUGAUGAUUUUAGAAAUUAUUUCAAGGCAGAACCUGAGUGUGCAAAGCAAUUUGAGCAUAUUUUGGCACAGGUGAGGGCUGCUGAGCGAAGACAAUAUUGGAGAGUUACAGAAGAGGCAAAAGAAUCCUAA